AUGCUAAGAUGGAGAAAGUCGGGGAAUGACGUUACCCCAACAGGAACGCUAGGGCUUAGGGCACCGGCAGUCAUUUGGCAGCAAUGCAAACCAGACAAUCGCGGCCAAUCCCCAUCCGGCCAGCUCCAUCUUAUCUCCUCAUUUCAGCUCGUUGUUGAUCCGCUCGUCUCCAAUUCCUUCCGUCUCUCCUUUACAUCCCUCCCGUUCUUUCUCUUCUUUAUUUCUAUUUUCACUCAUUUGAGCCCUUUGCGAAUCCUCUCGCUAUGGCUACUGCGGGAGUCUCGCAGGCUACCUCUCCACGCCUGCCUAGUCCGCCCCCGUUUACGGAGGUCCAGAUUGGGCCCAAGUCACCCUCGGUCGGCGAGUCUCUCGACCACGAGACGGAGCAAUUGCUGGGCGCUUCACAAACCUCGGAGGAUGGCUCUACCCGGAGGAUUCGUCCGGGUACUAGAGCUGGGGAUAUGGCCGUUGCUCGAUUCCCCCUUCCAACUCCAAGAACACCUCAAGGCUCUCUACAACCAUUACACACGGCCCGAAGGCACUGAUACAGUAGUUCCUAUCAGUCGGGAUGUCGCCAUGCAGCUCGCGGAACCUCCGGACGGCGUCGACCGGUCGCUAUGGCUCUACGAACUGUGUCGCUUCCUGACCAUGAAAGUCAACAACCUCAUCAUCGCCUUCUUCGCCGAUUCCCCUCCCUGCUCCUCCCAGACUUGCCCCGAAAUGCGUGCAUCCGAAUGGCAGUACCUCUGUGCCGUUCACGAUCCGCCCAAAUCCUGCUGCGCCAUCGACUAUUGCUGCCAUACUCUCGAUUGGGCCACGAAUAUCCUUACGUCGCCUAAAUACUUUCCUAGCCGACUGACUCUCGGUUCGGAGACGGGCGGCGGCGCUCAGGCCAGCAUGAGACAUCUGACCAACAUCUUCCGACGGCUGUAUCGCAUCUUUGCGCACGCCUGGUUCCAGCACCGAGAGGUGUUCUGGCAGGUAGAGGGACACGAUGGGCUGUAUAUCUUCUUCAAGACGGUCUGCGACAUGUACAGUCUCAUUCCGGAAGAUAAUUACACGGUUCCUGCGGAGGCGGAGGGUGUCGAUGUUCAGCAGCCGGCGGCGCCGGAGCACACGGACAAUCGUCGGAUGACGAUCUUGCGCAAGGAGAACGAGCCGUUAUCGCUGGAGAGUAUUGAGCCGGCGUCGAUCAGCACGGGAGCGACCACGAGGCGUCACAAGAAUAGCCCGUCGAUCAGCUCGAGCGUGACGACCAUCAACGAGGGCGCCGAGGACGACGAGCAGCAGCCGCGGCAGCAGGCUGUAGCGGCGGCAACGGCUGCGGUUGCAGCUGCGAAUGCCGCAGCGGCUGCUUCCUCGACGCCUGCCCCUGCCCCUACGCCUGCCCCUGCACCGAAGGAGGCCGAGCCAACGCCAUCCGUCGAGGAGCAGCAGAGGCCGGAGCCGGAGCCGCAGCCGGAGCCGGAGCAAUCCAUCGAAGACAAUGGAUCUAAGGUCACCGUCUCAGAGGUCCACGCCGAUGAUGACGAAGCUACGCAGGACUCGACAGAGAAGCCGGAGGAGAAGUCAGAGGAAAAGCCAGAGACAGCCGAGGCCGAGGCCGAGGUCGAGCCCAAGACUGAGGUGGAAGCUGAGGCUGAAGAGCCGGCCAAACCUGAAGGCGAAGCGCCUGCAGAGGCGGAGGCGAAGCCCGAGGUAGAGGCAGAAGUAAAACAACCGAGCGAGCAAAUUAGCGAACAGGAAGCGCCAGCGCAGGAAGCAGCGCAAGAGGCGUAG
Molecule: messenger RNA, 1779 nt
Organism: Aspergillus niger
Lineage: Eukaryota; Fungi; Ascomycota; Eurotiomycetes; Eurotiales; Aspergillaceae
Exons: 2
Coding region: 1-1779 (592 amino acids)
Cellular component (GO): cytoplasm
Source: RefSeq, a predicted model, not a curated record